Messenger RNA from Phycomyces blakesleeanus NRRL 1555(-), 1095 nucleotides. RefSeq lists its product as hypothetical. Lineage: Eukaryota; Fungi; Mucoromycota; Mucoromycetes; Mucorales; Phycomycetaceae. Gene Ontology annotation, cellular component: membrane. The record is from RefSeq and is a predicted model, not a curated record. Gene Ontology annotation, biological process: regulation of peptide transport. The transcript has 8 exons. Bases 1 to 1095 code for a protein of 364 amino acids.
AUGAUAGAACAGUCUAGACGCCGGUAUAUUUGUGGUAUUCUAAUACUUCUGGUCGUCGUCCUCAUUUGGGUCUCAUCUUCAUUUACAAUGAAUAGUAUAUUUGGCGACCAAAAAUAUAACAAGCCUUUUCUUGUCACUUAUAUCAAUACCACGACAUUUUCAUUCUAUCUUAUUCCUCUUUUGAUUUUCCGGAAAAAGAAACAAUACCAACCAGAGGAAAUAGACUUGGAAGACUCGGCGCGUCUUCUUGGAGACCACGAGUCUGAAGACAACCAAGAAUUCAUCAAACCUCAGAAUCCACCACAAAUACAACUCAAACUCUCGGAUAAGGAAACCAUAAAGCUUAGCUUAAUGUUUUGUUUACUCUGGUUUGGUGCCAAUUACACCAAUAAUGCUAGUUUGGCAUACACAAGUGUAGGCAGUAGCACAAUCCUAUCAUCCAUGUCAGGUCUAUUUACUCUCGUGAUAGGCGCAAUAUUUAAAGUAGAAAAAGUUACAUGGAUAAAAGUGGCUGCGAUUUGUAUUAGCUUUUCUGGUGUUGUUUUAGUAUCUUAUUCUGAUCAACUUGCAGAAGAGCAUGCCGAGCAUCCUUCUGCUCUAAUCGGUGAUCUCUUGUCGCUCAUGGGUGCUUUUUUCUAUGGAGCAUACACGACACUUCUUAAGCUUAAAAUUGGAGAUGAAUCAAGAAUCAACAUACCUUUGUUUUUUGGAUGUGUAGGACUUUUUAACUUUGCUCUGCUCUGGCCUCUCUUCCCAAUCUUUCAUUGGUUAAAAAUCGAGACUUUUCAACUACCUAUGAGCGGUAGCCUGUGGGCAAUGAUUGGGAUCAAUGCCUUUGUUGGCACCUUUUUAUCUGAUUAUUUGUGGAUAUUGGCUAUGUUUAUGACAUCUCCGUUGGUUGUCACAAUAGGUGUCUCAUUAACAAUUCCUCUUGCGUUGAUGGUGGAAAUCAUAUUUAAGCACCAUACACCAGCUAUUCAGUAUGCAAUUGGUGCUAUACUAGUCAUAGUAGGAUUCUUUAUUGUGAACUUGGCUACAUUAUCUCUGGUCAAAAAAGAAGAUAAAGAGUCAGCAGUAACAAACGAGAUACAAUAA